Messenger RNA from Thecamonas trahens ATCC 50062, 3073 nucleotides. RefSeq names its product cytohesin-1. Gene Ontology annotation, biological process: regulation of ARF protein signal transduction. NCBI's taxonomy places the organism in Eukaryota, Apusomonadida, Apusomonadidae. Gene Ontology annotation, molecular function: guanyl-nucleotide exchange factor activity. The record is from RefSeq and is a predicted model, not a curated record. Bases 97 to 2976 code for a protein of 959 amino acids. The transcript has 2 exons.
GGGGCUUUAAGAAAGCGUUGAUCCUCGAGGUGGCGAGCCUAGUUCCGUCGGCAACGACCUCCACUCUUUAGUCUUUCUGCAAGUAGUGGCGGCAUCAUGGGUGGACUCGCUUCUAAGCGGCGCCGGCGGGCUGCCGGCCCGGUUCCGCUCGACGACGCCGGCGUGCUCACGGUCACCAGCCCGCUCGCGUUUGUUGAGCACAUGGCUGCCAUCAAGAGUCACAACGCCCGCGAGCUUGCCGCCAUUCCAUGGAAGCCGUAUCCUUCGCUGAUGCGGGUGCGCAAGGUCGACGCCGGAGCGGCUGGAGCGAAUCUGAGCGACGACGGCAUGGCGGCCAUGACCGCGGCCUUCCCGCGCGACGCGCGCAUCCUCUCGCUCCGCGGAUGCAGCCAGCUGAGUGACACCGCGUUGCUGAGUCUGGUGCGGAUGCUAGUUGAUCGUGACGGCUACGCCCUGCGGGAGCUGGAUCUAGUCGAUUGCCCUGCGCUCACUCCUCGCGCUGCUGGCUUCCUCGGUCGGAUUCCUGGGCUGGUGCGGCUCGCGAUCGGCGGCGGCGCGGUGCGUCCGGCGAUUGUGCAGGUGCUCGGAGGCUGGGCUGACCUGCGCGAGCUAGACGUGACAGCCUGUCCGCCAUCUGUGAUGUCCGACGUAGCGCUCAGCGCGUUGAGCCGUUUGCAUCUCACGUCGCUAAGGACCGGGGUACUGGAGCAAGUCUCAGCACCCGCUUUGGAGGCGUGGUGCCAGACCCAGCCGCUCCUACGUGUCUUCUGCAGUCCUCAGUCUCGGUGCGUGACCGACAGCGCCAUAGCGGCGCUGGUUGAAGGCUCACCGCUCCUCAACGAGAUCGAUGUCUCUGGCUGCCCGGCACUGAGCGAGGCUGGCCUGCUCACGCUGAGCGGCUUCCCGCGGUUAAUGAUAGUGCGGGCAUGCUCGACGCCAAUGAGCGAUGCCAUUGUCCUUGCGCUCUGCCGUGGCUGUCGAGUCCUCGAAACUGUCGAGCUAGAUCAGGAUACCGCGCGUAAUGCACUCUCGCGCCAAGGAAGAGCCGCACUCGAGAACCUCUGCAUCCCCUCACGGCGAUGCAACGCCAUCAUCGACUUGGCGGUAGCAGUGACUGGUAUGGCCGAUCCGCGAAUUAGCACCGCACGCAGGCUUCGUGCCCAAGCAGCGCAGCGCGCAGGUCCGUCGCCACCGCCGCCGCUGCCCGCUCUCCUUCCAGCGUACGGCGAUCCACAGCCUCACCCUGAGCGCGACGACCGGCAGGCGCACAUCGCAUGCGUUGCCACCAGCACGUAUGCCGACCUCGACGCAGGCAUUGGCCACGAGCUAGCCACGCUGGGAAAGACAUUUGAGGUUGACAUUAUGGAGGCCGAGCGGACGUUUGAGGACUACCUGGCCGAGGCGCGCGCGGCGGCCGAGGCGCGCGCGGCAAUGUCGGCAUUCAAGGGCAUGAGCAAGGCACAGCGAGCCGAAGCCGAGGCUGCCGAGCUCGCACGCAAGCGGCUGGCUAUUGGCGUGAAGAAGUUCAACAAAAAGCCCAAGCAUGGGAUGCAGUACUGGGAAGAGGCUGGUCUACUGCCGCACAAGCCCGAGGCGGUUGCGGCGCACCUGCGAAAUACCGAAGGCCUGUACAAGACCAUGAUCGGCGAGUAUCUCGGCUCGCCGGACGAGUUCAACCUUGCGGUCCUCGACGCCUUUGUCAACUCGUUUGACAUGGCUGGUAAGGACAUUGACACAGCGCUGCGAGCGUUUCUGGCCUCGUUCCGGCUGCCGGGCGAGGCUCAGAAGAUCGACCGCAUGAUGGAGGCGUUUGCGCGCAAGUACCACGCCGACAAUCCGGAGACGUUCUCGUCGGGCGACACGGUGUACGUCCUCUGCUUUGCGCUCAUCAUGCUCAACACCGACGCUCACAACCCAGGGGUGAAAAACAAGAUGACGCUCGACCAGUUCUUCGCCACCACCCGCGGCAUCGACAACGGCAACGACAUCGACCACAACCUGUUGGAGGCGCUCUACUCGUCGAUUGUCAACAACGAAAUCAAGAUGGACCCCGACUGCGAGCCGUCGGCGUUUGACAACCCAGACAAGACCGGCUUACUGCGAAAGCAGGGCGGGAGGAUCAAGACCUGGAAGAAGCGCUGGUUUCUCCUCUCCGGCUCGUGCCUCUACUACUUUCGCAAGGAAGGCGACGCCGUACCCAAGGGCAUCGUCCCGCUGGAGAACCUGCAAACGAACAUCACCGGGCCAACAACGUGGGAGCUGACCCAUCCCGACGGCGCAUUCAAGGCUGCCAAGUUUUCCCGCUCCACCGUGGCAGAGUCGAACCACGACAAGUUUGUGCUCGAGGCCGCGUCGACAGCCGAGCGCGACGAGUGGAUCGCCGCUAUCCAAACCCACAUCAUUCGUGAUCCGUUUUAUGAGCUCCUUCGCUCUAAGCGCCUUGCCCUCACCGAAGAGAUUGCUGCCUUUGGUGGUGGCAAGAAGGGCGCUAGCACUGUCAUGCUCCGCCGCCGCGCAGCCUCGGAAAUGCACAACGACGAGUUUGCCGCCAUGGUCGACGAGGCCCGCAACGAUGAGUCCGGGCCCGGACCCGAGCCCGAGCAGAAGAUGGGCGACAAGGCCAAGGCCGGGGGGGAGGACAAGAACGCUGCCAACAAUGCGGUUGGUUUGAGGAGGGAGGAUUCUGGCACAGGUGUCGAGGCCGCACCCGACGCCAAGGUACAGCCCAAAUCCAAGAGCAAGGAAAAGGACAAAGGGAAGUCCAGGGGGAAGGCCAAGAGGAAGAACAAGCCAAAGAACGGCGUGGUCGACCAGGUCACGUCUGAACCCAGCGCUGAUAUCGGACCCACAGUUGAGCCUACGCCUGAGCCUACGCCGGAGCCCGAGUCCGAGUCCAAGACAAAGGCCAAGUCAAAGGCCAAGACGAAAGAUAAGAACAAGAACAAGAGCAAGAGCAAGAACAAAGGCAAGGUGUAAACGGCAGCUCAUGCAACAACCCAGAACCGGAGCCGGCCAUCAAACGAGCCUGUGGCGAGCUGCGGAUGGACAGGGUUAAAGGCGACAGCGGCGACGA